GAGAACCAUUCAGAAUGCAACUUUUUUGCUGUAAGGAAGCUCUCCUGCACAACCUGAGAAACUUGUAUGGCUAUGUUGAACUGAAAGAACAGGGUUUUUAUCCCACAACCAAUCCAAGUUCCCAGUGGCUCCUGGAGAAGACAAAUUACUUCAGGAAUGCGCUAACCCCAAGCAGCUGUGGGAAACCGCCCGGGUCACACACGGACUGCUGCCGGCGGCAGCCCGGCCCAGCCCCUGCCGGCUGCUUCACAGCCGGGCUGCACGGAGCAGGGACACGCUCGGGCUCCCGCUGAAGGCCGGGGGCGCCGGUUACGGAGCGUGAGGGAGCGGGCAGGACCCUCGGAGCGGGGCUGCAGGCGGUGCCGUGAGCGGGAGCCCCGCGCGGAGCCGCGCUCGCUCCGGCCCGCCGGCACCGACAGCGCCUGCGCGCCUUCCGCCGGCCCGUGACGUCACGCGCGCGGCUCGGCGUUCCUGCGUAUCCGCCCGGUUCCCGCGGGGAUCGCCGAAUAAUCGCUACUACGCACCCGCCCCGCCGGGCGGAAGGGUUCUCGAAUUCUUAAAGUAACACCAAAUGUGAAGAAUUUUUGAGUAUCAUCCAUCCCAACUUCUGCAAGGUAACAGCUGAGUGAAGGCAGUCUAGAAGCUCCACAUCCAUCCAUUAUUUUGCCCUGUAAUGUCAGUUGAGGUGAACUUCAGCUCCUUCAACUUGCAUGGAUUUGUCUGGCCUCUCUUUUAACGAGCUCCCUGCUCCGAUGGCUCUGCCACCUCCGGAUCCGCAGUUUGUGCUCAGAGGUACCAGUGCUGCAGUCCACACUCUGCAUUUUUCCUGUGGAGGCCCAGAACCUGACAUCCCCCUUCUUUUCUCUGGGUCUGAGAAUGGGUUCAUCCAUGUCUGGAACCUGAAAACACACAGAGUGGACACAGCAUUGGAUGGCCAUGGAAGAAAAUCUGUCUGCUGCGUGGAGACAAUGGGUAGUAAAGACAGGCUUCUCAGUCAGGGGCGCGACCAGAGGAUCUGCUUGUGGGAUUUAGCAGAGGGACGGACUUCAGUGACGGAUUGUGUCUUCACGGAGCAUGUGGGAUUCUGCAGAUGCUCUCUGUUAAAGGUGGCGCAGGGACGCUGGCUAAUGGCCAUGGCAGCCAGAAGCCUGGAGGAGGUUCAGAUUUUGGAGCUGCCAUCCAAGACAUCAGUCUGUACCUUGAAACCAGAGGUGGGUGCCAAGCUGGGCAUGCCCAUGUGUCUGAAGUUACAGCAGCUCAGCUGUGGUUCACACCCUGUGCUUCUGGCUGGCUAUGAAGAUGGAUCAGUUGUCCUCUGGAAUGUGUCAAUGGGAAAAGCAUUGAGCCGACUCGUUUGCCACCAGGAGCCAGUGAUGAGCCUUGACUUUGACUCGGAGAAGGCCAAGGGGAUCUCAGGCUCAUCUGAAAAGGUGCUGAGCAUCUGGAGCCUCAAUGAGCAACAGAACCUCCAGGUUUACAAAACACACGAACUUGUCAACGCUGGCAUAUCUGAUAUCACCAUCCGUCCAGACAAGAAGAUUUUGGCAACAGCAGGGUGGGAUCAUCGCAUCAGGAUCUUUGGGUGGAAGAAGCUGAAGCCCUUAGCAGUGCUGGACUAUCACACAGCAACCGUCCACUGCGUGUCCUUCUCAGACCACAGCACGCCCCGGCACAGGCUGCUGGCAGCGGGCUCCAGAGAUCAGCGCAUCAGUGUCUGGUCCAUAUAUGCUCAGACAUGACACACUGCACUGCCAUGGACUAGGAAAACAGCACUGGUGAAGCAGCUCUAGCACUGUCAUUCAAACGUGCAUGUGGGGAAGUGCUAGAAUCUGUCUCCAGGCUGAAGUGAGAGUCCUAGGUUAAUUCUUAUGCUGCUUGUUUAAGCUAUAAGUUUUGUCUUCCAUAGAGGAAAGUGGAUUUUUAAAAUUCCUAACAAGCAGAACAAGGCCAGUCAUAAAGAAAGACCAAAGUUGCUUCGGGUUCUGCUACAGGUUUUGCAACACCUUUCCUUUGGCAGGUUGCUGACAUAACUUGUGCCAAUAUCUUUUGUAAAAAUGGACUGGAAUCCCUCGAACUGCAGUGGGGGCAGAAUAUGUCUGUUUGUAAGUCAUUUAUGUAUCCAAGAAUCUGAAUCAGUGUAAAACAUUACUCUUUCUUGAAAAUUUAUACCCAUUAAACCACCUCCAGUGGUUUCUCAUUGUCAGUUACUUUUUCUUCCCCUAACUGAAAGGCUAUCAGAACACCCUUGAUUUGUUCACACUUCUGUCAGUUUCUAACUUAAACCAACAGCCAGGAAUGUGACUGGGAUGGCCUUCGGCGUUUAUGAAUUUCAUUAUGUCUCCUGUCACCUCAAGCCUCACAAUUAAUCACAAGAAAGAAAGGAAAAAAAAUCUUCCCUAACAUUGCACUGCAAAGCUAUGUAAAGCCUUUUACAGAGCCAGUGCUAAAUCCUUUCCAUAGACUGAUGAGCUGAAGGAUUUAAACUCGACAAUCCAAUUAGCGCCCUUCUCCUUGGAGAGUCAGGGCUAAGUUUCAGCGUGGAAAGUCGGGGAUUGAGCUGCACAGCUCCCAUUAACAUUUAGGGGAGUCGCACGGGUAAAUCCUUAUCCACACAGUGCAAAUGGUUCCAUUAACUUGUCAUCUCUACAGUCAUGGAAACUGAAAUUCAUUCAUCAAAGUGUUUUUGUUUGACUCACAAAGCAGCAUUUGCAUUCUUCUAAAGCGUAUUAGACGCACACCAGUGUGUGGGAGCCAGGGUACUGCUGGAUUCCGCCACAAAGCUGCAGUGACAACUGUGUCCAGGCUCUACACUGUUGAUACUUUAUUGGAAGUAAUUGUUUCUGCUCUGUAGAGAGGUGGAAAUCAAAGAAAAAGUGACCAAAAGUGAACAGCAACAUCAAAGACUUUGAAAAUUAUUUCAGAGAAAACACACGUGCAAAUUAAGGUUUGGGUCUGUUACCCAGCUGUGCCUUGCAGACAGAGAAUAUUGCUGGACUGAAAGCCUGAAGCACCCAGCCUGACGUUCUUUACAUUAAAACACAGAACCAGGAUACUGUUGCCAGGCUUUUCUAAAUAAAACGUGGCCUUACACAUUUUAGAGUGUGGUGACACUUUAAAUAAUGCAUUUCUUUGAUUAUUUCUUUACUAUUCAGUAGCUGCAUGGAGGAUCAUGUUGCAGUUGAAAGUUAAAGCCUAAUUUUGAGUGAUCCUGAGUCAAGGGGAGGUGAUGGUGUUCAUUACAUCUACCAGACAGAAUUGCACAUCUCCACCCAUCAUCCACCUCCCACACAGAAGAGGAGCUGCCCCCACUGUACAAGCAGCUCCAGCCUCAGCCUUGUGGAAUGAGAUGCAGUCACCCUCCACACACGUGCUGCUGGAAGAACCCUUUUCUUUUGCUGUUUUUCCCCUUUCUCAAAGUUGGUCAGAAUUGACACAAAGAAACAAUGAAAUAAAUAAAUGGAGAAGGUGCUGUCCUAGGGAGUUUGCACAGGGAGUUCCCUUUGCCUGAGCUGUCUGGUACAACACCACACGUGUGGCCCAGGGGUGCCAGCAUUUCUCCUCCAUGGCAGCAAAGAGCAGCCUGCACUGUUGGGCAGUUUGCACAGAAGUGAGCUGUAGGUUUAAUGCUCAUCCAGCAGGAAAGGAAAUCCAGGGCUCACCCAUCCUGGGCAAAUGGUUAGGGUAAGGAACCAUUUUUGAUGCAAAUACUCUGGCAUUGGCACAGUGUGACCCCUCUGGAAAGAAGGAUUAAUACCCCAUGCCUUAUCGAGAUCAGAGGCUGAAAGUUAGGAAUUAUUGAGUAUAUUUUCUCUGAAAAUUGCCAUUUACUGUCAACAUCUGUAUUUAAAGCAAUUAGGGAGACUCAUAAGGGAUGUUUAGAUUUACGAAUGAGUCUUUUGGAAGAUACUCUAAAUUUAGAUUACUGGAUGCUUUCUUCUAAAUUACUAUCUUUUGCUGAGAAUUAAAUAUUUAUGUUUGUCUGAUUAGGUAGCUUUAAAAACAAAUUUAGUCACGCAAGUACAAAUUGAAAAUGAGGACAUGAACUGCAUCUCAGACACACAGGUGAGAGUUUCACCAUCCUCAGGAGGAAGGACACAGGUUGCAGGGUUGCUUGCAGGAACAGACCCAUCCUUUACUUCCCAUUACCAAGGCACUAUCCAUGUCAUGCUUUUUCACAAUACAAUUAAUUCAUUAACACUUUAUAUCACUGCUGAUUUUAUUUAAACACCCAGAAAACAGAUUUUUCUUUCACAUUAUAGUUUCCUUGAAAUGAGCAACCAAACUACCCUAGUUUGAUUUAGAGUUGAGCCUAAAUGCCAUGGUUUGAUUGUGAAUUACAGUCUUCUAACAGUUUAUUUGCCUAAGGAACUAACCUGGACUUCCCCAAACAAGAAUGGUUUCCAACAGGAAAGACAGUCUGUAUCAGUAUAGGCUGUAAAACACAAUUGUCUGAUUCUAACAUAACUGUAAAAUGCAGAUGUCUGAUUGCAUCUAAGAAAUUAAUUUCUUUUAA
Messenger RNA from Passer montanus (Eurasian tree sparrow), 4513 nucleotides. RefSeq names its product G protein subunit beta 1 like (gene GNB1L). NCBI's taxonomy places the organism in Eukaryota, Metazoa, Chordata, Aves, Passeriformes, Passeridae. The record is from RefSeq and is a predicted model, not a curated record. The transcript is spliced from 9 exons. Bases 711 to 1739 code for a protein of 342 amino acids. Gene Ontology annotation, molecular function: protein binding.